This is a messenger RNA of Anoplophora glabripennis (Asian longhorned beetle), 1136 nucleotides long. Its product is annotated as retinol dehydrogenase 13-like. Bases 64 to 1029 code for a protein of 321 amino acids. The record is from RefSeq and is a predicted model, not a curated record. The transcript is spliced from 4 exons. NCBI's taxonomy places the organism in Eukaryota, Metazoa, Arthropoda, Insecta, Coleoptera, Cerambycidae.
GGUUCCGCAUUAUCAGUUUCACUUUUGCAUUGACAAGCAUUUGCGCUGUUUCUCUAAAGAAGUAUGUCCAUUUUUAUAAUAUUGGCAGCUGCUAUAAUACCGAUCGUGGUUCUUAAAUUAUACUUCGUAUUAAGCCACACCGAUUGCAAGAGUAAAGUAUGCUUGGUGGGAAAAACUGCCCUGGUCACUGGUGGAAACGCAGGUAUAGGGUACCAAAUCGUUCUUGGACUUGCCCAGAGAGGCUGCAGAGUUAUCAUAGCGGAUAAAACGCGAGACCAAAAUCUCCUAGACAAUAUCUUCAAGGAAACUCGAAGCGGAAACGUAGUUUUUAAAUAUGUAGACCUAGCCUCUUUUAAAUCAGUUAGAGAACUAGCUAGAGAUAUAGCCAGAGAUGAAGAAAGACUGGAUAUACUGAUAAAUAAUGCAGGCAUCGCAAAUGUUUUUCAGGUGACAGAAGACGGGUGCGACGAGAUCCUGCAGGUGAAUUAUCUUAGCGCGUUCUUGUUGACGCAUUUGGUUUUGGACCUGAUGAAGAAAACGGGGGGUCGUAUCAUAUUCACCGGCUCAAUCCUGUCACACAUUCACGACUGUUCUGUGGAAAAUUUAAGAAAAUUGUACAAGUUCAAGGACUAUAAUUUCCACUAUCGAAACUCGAAAUUUUGUUGCAUAGCUGCGGCCGGUGUAUUUGCUGAAAAGUUAGAGAAAUAUGGAAUAACCAGCAACAGUUACCAUCCUGGGCUAGUAUAUACAAAUAUUUUUCGGACUGUCGAUUCAGGAUCGAUUAUUCUACGCCUUGGUACAAAGUAUUUCAAAUGGUUGUGUUUCUUGGUGGGGAAAAAGGCAGAGGAAGGAGCCCAGACAGCCAUCCACUUGGCUUGCGCGAAUGAUGUUCAAUAUAUCACUGGGGAGUUCUUCUAUGAAACGAAAGUUACCUUCAGACCCAGACUAUCUCGUGACAAAAAACUUGUGCAAGCUAUUUGGGAAGCGACUGAGCAAAUGGUUCGGUUGGAACAAGAUGAAAAACUGUAGUUUUUACCUCGAAGACUGGAUACAAGUAAAAAUUUAAAUGGUAAGGUAAGGUAACUAUCAGCACCAGAGCAAUGAAAGGGUGCAACAAUGUAUUUAAUAAAUAAUAA